Bursaphelenchus xylophilus (pine wood nematode) is the source of this 1233-nucleotide messenger RNA. The record is from the annotation of a GenBank genome assembly. NCBI's taxonomy places the organism in Eukaryota, Metazoa, Nematoda, Chromadorea, Rhabditida, Aphelenchoididae.
AUGCUUGAGCUAUGUCUUACUCCCAUCGACUUUUAUUACCGCUACCAAACGAUCUGCCUGAACAAAACCUUAUCCAACCGAAGAUUGUAUUCCAUAGUAGCGUUCGUCUACAGCAUCACCUUCGUUCACGCCUUUCCUGUUUAUCAAUCGUUUGCCAAAUAUGGCCCAGCGAAUGAUACGAGGAUCGCGGCUGAAGCUCUUUGGAAAUUGGAGGAGUUUGAGGACAAACCAUCGUUUUCUUAUAAUUCUUAUGUAUGUACUGGAACGCUACAUAAAUAUCAAGCAAACCCUUUUUCAGCGCGACAUUAUGUCCUAUGUCAACUUGCUUACGCUGAUGACGAUGUUCGCUGUUGGAUAUUUUGUAAUCUUUUGGGCGUAUAUAAGAAUUCAUACAACUGUAAAGAAGCAUGUAAAUUACAAUCAAUUCUCAGCACUAGCUUCAAUGGAGCAGCAGAUCAACAAAGUCAUCUUGGUACAGGUAAGGGGUUGUUGCGCAAGAGAAACGCUCUUUUAAACAAUGAAAUUUAUUGUGUGUAUACAUAUAUCAUUCUGUCAGGGCUAGCCACUGGGAAUUUGUUUCUCAUCUACGAGGCGUCAAAUUUCUCAGCGAAACAUCCACGUUAUUUUCCCGACAGACUGAUAUUACGCUGUUUAAAAAUACGCCGACUUUAAAAAUACAGUGACGGACGUGAUCGAGUGGAAAAAAACGUACCAUUUUGCAUCCGGGAAGUAUCAAAAAUGUGGCAAAAUGUCUCCCUCUCCAACUAAAAAACUCCGUUUUGAAGGGCGUGCCCUUUCCCUCACAAAAAGAGCGGGAUCGCUUUUGAAAUCUGAGUUUUUUCAUCUGGAGACGGAAGCAUUUUCCUAUAUUUUUGACACUUUCCGGAUGCAAAAUGGUAUGUCUUUGCCACGUAUCCAGUCGCCUUGCAAGAGUUUUUCAGCAAUUUUCAGAUGAUUGUCCCGUUCUUCGGCAAUGGAAUUCCCGUUUCUGUGGUCUCCGUGACCUCCAUGCUUCAUAUUGACUUCCAUCAAUUCUCGAUUUUCUACCACAUCUCGGUCGGCUGGAUCGCGGCCCUCAAGCCAUUGAUUACAAUCAGCUUGAUCCCGAGUUAUCGGCGGAGAAUCUACGAGAUAUUGGGAUUACGGGAGUCAGUCGGAAAGUCGAAAACAGCCGCAAUUGGAUCAACCAUUGGCAUGAUCACAACAAUCACUUCGAACUUGGCAACGGAAUAG